AUGAGCUCCAACUCGGACUCGGAGGCGCAUAGUCUCUAUCCAUAUGAGCCAAGUCAUGUCCUCCCGGCAUUUUUUGCUGUCUUGAUUGGCAUAUCCCUAGUGAUACACAUCUACCAGAAUUUCCGCUACAAAUUCUGGAGUACCACAUUCUGGAUGUCAUGGGGAGGUGCAAUAUUUACUGUGGGUUGGAUAGCACGAUGCAUAGCGAGCCACAACACCUCUAAUUUGAACCUAUACAUCGUUCAAACGGUUUUCAUCUAUGCAGGACCUCCCAUAUACUCCGCAACAGCCUACAACAUGAUCGGCCGACUACUACACUACCUACCAAUGCACGCUCCCCUUCACCCCAACCGCGCCACCAUCUUUUUCAUCUAUUUGGGUAUAGCCGUUGAGUCCCUGACGACUGCAGGCGCUUCUCGCAUGGCCACCAAUGCAGACGACUUGUCUAUAUUCAAAAGUGGUGGGACGCUCAUCUCCAUCGCGCUUGUGUUGCAAGCCAUCGUUGAAGCCAUGGUGGUGGGCGUGGUUAUUCUGGUACAUUAUCGUGCCAGACAUGCCGCUCGUCCACCGCCAUGUAAUGUUCAAAGACUCUGUUAUACGUUGUACGGUACAUCGUUCUUGGUUAUCUUCCGAUGCAUCUGCCGAGCAAUCGAGUCUUUUACCACUUUCACUCAAAUUGAUAGCUGCCUGCAAGGCCAUUGUAGCCCUAUCAUAACUCACGAAUGGUAUCUCUACUGCUUUGAGGCUGCGCCCAUGGUCGUGUUUACCUACUGGCUUAAUUUCAUGCAUCCUGGUCGGUUCUUACCGCGAGAAAAGACUCGUUAUCUAGACUUGGAUUGCGAGACGGAGCGCCUUGGUCCUGGCUGGAUUGAUAAGCGAUCCAUGUGGCAGACUGUGAUUGACCCCUUUGAUUUGUCGGGUAUAAUCUCCGGGAAGCCCAAUCACGAGGCCUUUUGGUUGUGGCCUGAAAAGUGGCCAGCUGCUGUUGAUGGUAGUUUUGCGCUGGGAACGGCGUCGAAUGUGCGGGAAGCGGAGUACAAGACAUCCGAGUGUCCUGAAAGUGCACAUGAGAAACAGCCAUCUCAAUCAGUUUAA
Molecule: messenger RNA, 1095 nt
Organism: Talaromyces marneffei
Lineage: Eukaryota; Fungi; Ascomycota; Eurotiomycetes; Eurotiales; Trichocomaceae
Exons: 2
Coding region: 1-1095 (364 amino acids)
Cellular component (GO): membrane
Source: RefSeq, a predicted model, not a curated record